GGUGCUCUCCAAGGUUUUCCAUUUUUCCAUCCAUCCAGAUCAAAAGGUUUUCUUUUCCUUUUUCUGCUCCUGGUUCAACCCCUUACGAAACCCUACCGCGCGCACCCUCCUCUCGGCCUCCAGUCUCCCACCCUCUCUGGCGUUCGGCGGCGGCGGUUGAACGGCGGCUGGCACCGGCGUAUCUGCAGUUUUCUGAAGAAUUGCGUCUGUCCGCCCUUGUUGCAGAGCAAUCCGAGAAUGGCCUGGGGUCAGGGUGCUAGAAGGCCCAUACUAGGGCUUCUGUCUCGUGCUCAACGACAAGCUGCUCGAGGGUAUACUUCUGCAACGUUCGAAACUCACCUGUCGAGCAAUCAUUUUGCCCAAAAUGGCAUGAUUUGUAGGAGAUUUAGCUCUGAGGUGCCUGCUUCGGAGCAAAUGAAUCUUAUUAAACGACUACGCGAAAGAACAUGUGCUCCGAUCAAAGAUGUCAAGGCUUCGCUAGUCAGUUGCAACUGGGAUAUUGAGGAUGCACAGAAGGAUCUAAGGAAAAGAGGGGUGAUAUCUGCUGCCAAAAAGUCGUCAAGGACUGCUGCUGAAGGUUUGCUAGCUAUCGCACAAGAUGAGAAAAGGGCUGUUGUGGUUGAGCUAAACUGCGAGACUGACUUUGUGGCAAGAAAUGAUGUGUUCCAGUAUCUGGCUUCAUCCUUGGCAAAGAUGGCUUUGUCAGCACAGGAUCCCGGCAAAUUGGUUUUUCCUUUUACUCCUGCAUAUUUGGAGAACAUGAGUAUUAACCUAGAUCAUCCUAAACUCAGUGGUGAAACAACUGUUCAAAAUGCUGUUACAGAAGUUGCUGCCAUGGUUGGGGAGAAUGUAAAACUCAGAAGAGGUUUCAUGUUGUCCACGACUGCACAUGGUGUCGUUUCAUCUUAUCUGCAUACCUGUCCUCAGCCAGGUUUGGGCCGCAUUGCUGGAUUGAUUACAUUAGAAGCAGAAGAUAGCAGUGCUUCCCUUGAUGCUCUCAAGAGAGUUGGGUCGUCUAUCGCAAUGCAUAUUGUUGCAGCAAAACCAUUAUUCUUAUCAAAAGAUUUGGUUUCUGCUGCAGCUCUGGAAAAUGAACGUGACGUGCUCCGAACUCAGGCUGAGAGUUCAGGUAAACCCCAAAUGGCCAUAGAGAAAAUGGUGGAAGGCCAAUUGAGGAAGUAUUUUGAAGAUGUCGUGCUUUUGGAGCAAAAAUACGUUGUUAAUGAUAGCACAAACAUUAAGACUCUGCUGAAUGAUUUGUCAAAGGAGGUUGGUUCGAAAGUAACAAUUGGCAAUUUUAUCAGAAUGGAAGUUGGAGAAGGAAUUGAGAGACCUGAGGAAACAGCUAAACCAGAAGCUAUGGCUUGUGCCGCAAUCGGUUCGGCGGGUUACCGAACACGCAUGUCGUCCACCUCCUGCCUAGCCCCUCCCCCUCCGCGGCUCACCUGCGGUAGGGUUAGGCUCCCACCUCCCUCCGCCGCCGCAGAGAGGCCAUCACUCAGAUUUAAGCCUCGCGUGGCUGCUCCCACCAAGGGGUGGGGGCCGGUUCACAUCUCGUGCUUCAAGCAGGAGCACGAUGUGUCAACAACAUCUGAUGAUGGCACCGGCUUCAAGUACAAUGAGCAGGCAGAGAUCUCAGGGGACCCUGACCUGAAGGAGGAAGACGGUGGAAUCCCCAACAGGGAUGAUGAGAAUUAUGUAAAGGGAGACUGGUUUGUUAGAGCGCAGAAGAUAAAGGGAAAUCUACAGGAAACGGUAUCCAGAUUUUGGAAUGAGCGCUGGGCAGUACCUUGGACUGGACAAACAAUUACCCAGGUCAUGUUUUUGUGGAUCGCGACAUUUUGGCUUGUGGGUUCCUGGAUAGUGCCAUUCUUGGCUCAUGCUGCUGGCUUUAGCAAGGAAACAUUGACGCACAGAGGCCAAGCAUUAUAUAGCCUCGUGACGGACAUAACUGAAGGCCUUGCUGGGAUUGCUAUCCUUCACCAGUGCCUUGGUAGAUUCCGUCCCCUUCCCCCAGGCUGGUUUGAGUUCAAAUUGAAGGGCAGAUGGCAUUGGGAUGUAGCGUUGGGGUGCCUGUUAUUCCCACUGGUGAAUUUGCUCUCUCACAUCAACAUCAGCCUAGUUCAUAUGUCAUCAGGGCCAGUCGCUGGGGUAUCCAGUGUAGAACAAUCCAUCAUGGCCCGUGAUCCGGUGGCAAUGGUCUUGUAUGCUGUGGUAGUAACUGUAUGUGCACCUAUAUGGGAAGAGAUUGUGUUCCGUGGUUUCCUUCUCCCAUCUCUAACGCGAUACAUGCCUCUUCCAUGGUCAAUCCUGCUAAGUGCCGCAGCAUUUGCGCUAGCGCACUUCAACGUGCAAAGGGUGUUGCCGUUGAUAUUUCUCGGGGUUGUGAUGGGAGGUGUCUUUGCCAGAUCACGCAACCUAUUGGCAUCGAUGGUGCUUCAUAGCCUUUGGAACGGUUUUGUAUUCCUGGACUUGAUGAAGUGAGAGCUAUGACGCUAUUGUUGUCCAGCUUUUGAUAUAUCUUGUCGAGUUUCCUCCUACCUUUGUGUUUUCAUUUUGCAUGGAGAGUAAAGAAGCUAAGAAGGCUGGAGGUCAGGUUGUUUUAUAUGGAGAAUAGACAACAGAAGACAGCAUUUUGAAGAUUUUUUGUGUGGGGGGUCAGAAGAUAGCCAUAGGACUUGUGCCCAAAAGCAUGUUUUACUAGUGUAAAUUAUAUACGCGUGAGAAUAAUUGCCUCAUUGUGUAUAUAAUUCCCCAUUCAUAUGUAAUUGUGCAUUUUAUUCUUGAUUAUGUGCCCAGAAAUAUAAAUUACUUGGUAU
Molecule: messenger RNA, 2819 nt
Organism: Triticum urartu
Lineage: Eukaryota; Viridiplantae; Streptophyta; Magnoliopsida; Poales; Poaceae
Product: translation elongation factor Ts (EF-Ts)
Biological process (GO): mitochondrial translational elongation
Molecular function (GO): protein binding; translation elongation factor activity
Source: RefSeq, a predicted model, not a curated record